AUGGAGGUUGAUGGUAAUGAUUCGUUUGAAGAGAAGUAUCUUCUAGUCGCUAAAGCCGACAAUGUGAAACACAUUUCUUCUUUGUUGAAGGCAGUUAAUUUUAAAGACGUUGGUGUGUGUUUUGCAACCGAACAUGGUUUAAAAAUUGUGGUAGAAGAUUCCAAAUGUGUACAAGCAAACACUUUUAUAGGCAGCGAAAUAUUUCAAGAAUAUCACCUUAAUGAUGAUACGGUUGCCUUUCGUGUUGAUCUCAAUACUUUGAUCGAAUGUCUCACAAUAUUUGAUGGGUGUUCAACUAAUCCUAGUUCCACAACUGCUUUAAAGUUAACAUACAAAGAAUAUGGUUCUCCAGUAAAAUUAUUGUUAGAAGAAGGCGGUAUCAUUACCGACUGCUCGUUGAGAACAAUGGAAGUAUUUGAUAUAUUAGACUUCAGUAUACCGGCAGAAUCGACUACCAGUAAAAUUAUAUUAAGGUCCUCAGAUUUUAAGGACAUCCUCAGUGACAUAGAUAGCACAUCUGAUUACGUAGAAUUUACAUUUUCUGAAGAACCACAGUUUUUUAAGAUCUUAACUUCUGGAAUUGCAGGAAAAUGUAGUGUUGAGAUACCGUCUAAAAGUGAAAUAAUGGAGCAGUUUCUUUGCAACACGUCAAUUACUGUAAAAUAUAAAUAUAAACAGAUUAAACCUUUUUUAAAAUGCAUGAAUAUAUCACAAAAAACAUUGAUACGGACAAAUGAGGAAGGAUUGUUGUGCUGUCAAUUCAUGGUGCAAGUAGACAGCCAUACUUGUUAUUUAGAAUAUUUUUGCACACCUAUUGUUGAUGAAGACUGA
Macrosiphum euphorbiae (potato aphid) is the source of this 831-nucleotide messenger RNA. The record is from the annotation of a GenBank genome assembly. NCBI's taxonomy places the organism in Eukaryota, Metazoa, Arthropoda, Insecta, Hemiptera, Aphididae.